AAUCUACGUCACAUGCAAGCGACGUGUCGCCCACCACGGCCUCGGUCUUCUCUCUGUACACCCUACGUUCCUCCCCGCCUACAGCAUUCCUAUCCAUGACUCGCCCUCUAGUCCAGUCCUCGCAUGGCAGACGUCGAUAAGGCCACCGAUGGGCCGACGGUGGAAGAUCGAGAUGCCUGGGACUACCACAACCUUCCCGACUACGACACCGAGUUCUACUCCCAAGCCGACAUCGACGCCUUUGCCGCCGCCCUCUCCGCCCCGGAGAUAUCCCCUUCGGAGGAGGACUUGACCAACCCCAACCGCUCGCAAGUCGAAUUCAUCACCGCCUUGAACGAUUGGAAACCCGUGCAUCAGAGCGUCAAGGGUCAGCAGAAUGGACCAUACGCCAACAGGAAAGGCAAGCGGCGGAAAAAGCCCCGCAGAGGAAAAGACGAGACGAGAGAAGGCUGGACAUAUGGCCUCGUCAAGUACCCACUCCUCUUCUUCGUCCUGGGCUGGUUGCUGUUCUUGGGAGUUGCGUACAUGCUCACCCGCUUCUACAUCUACGCCUAUGAGCGAUAUGUGACGUGGAGGGGCAAGAGAGACCGGUUGAGAAAGAGUCUGCGCAAGAGUGUGUCGUAUGAGGAUUGGGUGGAGGGGGCGAAAGAGCUGGACAAGUACUUGGGCAGCGACGCAUUCAAAGACCAAGACGAGUAUGCGUAUUAUGACGACCGAACGAUUCGACGAGCAAGGGAUCGAAUGAGAAAAGCGAGACGACAAGCGGAGAAGGAGGAGCAUGGUCCUCGGAAUAGGAUCGGGGGUCAGCGCGCUGUGGACGUAAUGGUCGAGUUGGCGGAAGACUGCAUCAAGCACAACUUUGCGGGAUUCGAGAACCCCCGUCUGUACUGCGAGACGUACUACGGAACGAAGACAUUGGUGCAAGACUACAUCGAUGAAAUGUCCACGAGCUUGAAAUUCCUCUUCGCCAGCGGGCAGCUGACGCGGGAGGAGAAACGAAGCCUCACAAAACAUCUGGGCACGAACUUUGGUCGCACAGCAUUGUGUUUGAGUGGCGGAGCGGCAUUCGCAUACUACCACGCGGGCAUUGCAAAGGCGCUACUUGACGCAAAUCUUUUGCCGAAAAUCAUUACAGGAACGUCAGGCGGUGCACUGGUUGCUGCAGUGUUGGCGACGAGGACGGACGAAGAAUUGAAGAAGCUUCUCGUGCCGGCGUUGGCAUACCGCAUCACGGCCUGCAGUGAUCCACUCACCGUCUGGUUGCCCCGCUGGUGGAAGACUGGCGCGCGUUUCGACAAUGUCGAUUGGGCCAAGCGAUGCUCCUGGUUCUGCCGUGGCAGUAUGACUUUUCUGGAGGCAUACCAGCGUACAGGUCGCAUCUUGAACGUCACCUGUGUGCCUUCCGAUCCUCAUUCACCGACCAUCUUAGCAAACUACUUGACCGCACCGGACUGUGUGAUUUGGUCGGCUGUGCUUGCUUCAGCGGCCGUGCCUGGCAUUCUCAACCCCGUGGUGUUGAUGAAAAAGAACCGCGAUGGCAAAUUGGAGCCAUUCAGCUUCGGGCAUAAGUGGAAAGACGGCUCACUUCGCACCGAUAUUCCGUUGAAAGCCCUCAACCUCCACUUCAACGUCAACUUCCCCAUCGUCAGCCAAGUCAACCCGCACAUCAACCUAUUCUUCUUCUCAUCAAGAGGCACCGUCGGUCGUCCAGUAACGCAUCGCCGCGGUCGGGGCUGGCGCGGCGGCUUCCUCGGCUCUGCAAUCGAGCAAUACAUCAAACUCGAUCUGACCAAAUGGCUCAAAGUCCUGCGCCACCUCGAACUCCUCCCGCGCCCACUAGGCCAAGACUGGAGCGAAAUCUGGUUGCAGCGCUUCAGCGGCAUUAUCACCAUUUGGCCCAAAUCCCUCCUCAGCGACUUCUACUACAUCCUCUCCGAUCCCACGAUGCAGCGUCUCGCUCGCAUGAUUCACGCCGGACAGCUGGCCGCGUGGCCGAAGCUGAAGUUCAUCUCCAACCGCAUGGCGAUUGAGAAGGUCAUCGAGGAUGCACGUAUCGCGACUCGCCCCUCGUCGCUACCCGCUGCAUCAGAGACAAACCAGCCAAGAGAAAAAAGGCUCCGCAACGUCAUCAGCGAAGAAGACCUCGAACAACUCCUCGCCCAUGCUAGGAAUAACAAUGGCGUCGUCGACGUAGAGUCACUCGCCGAUCUCGACACCGCUACAAUCACGCAACAGCAAGCUCUACCCCGUCAGAGAAACGUUCGCCACCGUCAACCUGAUGGCUCCGCCUCCCCAUCGAUAGAAGCAGCACGCGCCAAAUCCCCCUCUAUCGGUACACGCCUCACUUCCUGGUUCUCCCCGCGUCACUCCUCCACCGCUUCUCCGACAAAAGCCAUGUCAUCCGCUGGCUCGUCGGCUACUGAUCUUCGCAAGCAAGCGAGCCCUGAGCGGCGGAGAAGUAAUGUGUUUGAGGAGUUCAAGCGGCAGUCGCAAGUCUUCUUUGACGAUGAAGAACUCGGGAGCGAGGAGGAGAGGUCGGGGGAGAAUGGGAAGGAGGUUGCGCCGUUUGAAGAUGGAGAGGGGCAUGAUGAAGAGACGGGGAGUGAGGUUGCUAGUGAGGGUGAGAGUGUGGUUGAUGAGUGAGGUGGACAUGGGUCUUGGGCAUAAAGCGAAGGGAUGGUUUUGUUGUUUAUGCGUUCGAGCGUAGAUUCUUGGGAAGAAGCGGUGGCGAGCAGGGGUUGAGUAAAGGUCUGAGUCCUAGACUGAUAAGAUCUAGAUUGAGAAAGACAGCAGCGCGUAGAUGC
Neohortaea acidophila is the source of this 2804-nucleotide messenger RNA. Its product is annotated as acyl transferase/acyl hydrolase/lysophospholipase. Bases 124 to 2643 code for a protein of 839 amino acids. Gene Ontology annotation, molecular function: triacylglycerol lipase activity. The record is from RefSeq and is a predicted model, not a curated record. Gene Ontology annotation, biological process: lipid metabolic process. NCBI's taxonomy places the organism in Eukaryota, Fungi, Ascomycota, Dothideomycetes, Mycosphaerellales, Teratosphaeriaceae. The transcript has a single exon.